This is a messenger RNA of Jatropha curcas, 842 nucleotides long. NCBI's taxonomy places the organism in Eukaryota, Viridiplantae, Streptophyta, Magnoliopsida, Malpighiales, Euphorbiaceae. The record is from RefSeq and is a predicted model, not a curated record.
UGGUCACCAACACAAUCCAUUUCUCAUUUGUCACUUGUGGCCUCAUCUUCCUAUAAAGUUUACACUUCCCUUUCCUAAUUCCAUUAAUCUAAUCACAAAGAGCUUCAAUCUUCACAUUGCACAAGCAGUUUUUAGAGAACCAAUGGCAUACGGAGGUCUGGCAAUGAGUUUGGCUCUGAUCCUAGUGAGUAUGCUAUGGUCAGGAGCUAUGGCUCAGUCUUCCAGUUGUACAAAUGUCUUAAUAAGCAUGUCACCGUGCCUGAAUUAUAUCACAGGGAACUCCUCAACUCCAUCUUCACAAUGUUGCACACAGCUUUCUAGUGUUGUUCGCUCGUCGCCACAGUGCUUGUGUGAAGUUCUAAAUGGUGGUGGCUCUUCACUUGGGAUUAACAUCAACCAAACCCAGGCUUUAGCCUUACCUGGAGCUUGCAAUGUUCAGACUCCACCCCUCAGCCGCUGCAACGCUGCUUCUCCGGCCGACUCUCCUGCAGGAACAGCAGAAGUUCCAACUACUAACCCAGGAUCUAAAACUGUACCUUCAACAGAAGUAGAUGGCACAUCGGAUGGAAGCUCCAUCAAGUUGUCCAUGACAAUGCUUGCAUUUCUGCUCUUUGCCGCAUCAUAUAGUUCAAUUUUCAUAACAUACUGAUUUUCUCUAUUUACAGUUGCCUUAUAUUAUUGUAUUUUAUAGAAUUAUUCUUGAUUUCUCUUUGGUUGAGGGCUUAUGUAUUAUUUAUUUUACAUGACCUCUUAUGGGGUUGGUGUAGUUUUGUAUUACUGAAGAGACUUCUUGCUCUCUUCCUUUCCCACUCAAUAAAAAUAAUUUCUAGCCUGUUCGUAUC